Chaetomium strumarium is the source of this 1071-nucleotide messenger RNA. RefSeq names its product kinetochore Sim4 complex subunit FTA2-domain-containing protein. NCBI's taxonomy places the organism in Eukaryota, Fungi, Ascomycota, Sordariomycetes, Sordariales, Chaetomiaceae. The record is from RefSeq and is a predicted model, not a curated record. Bases 1 to 963 code for a protein of 320 amino acids. The transcript has 2 exons.
AUGGCUUCGUCGGAGUUUUACCAGGCUCACCCUCCCAGUCCGCCGGUACCGCUUCCUUGCGUCCCGGGCCCCAAACUGGCUCCGUUUACCCCAACUGCUCACGCCAACAUCGAGUUCAUCGAGUCUCUCGGUCGCAAAAACGACAAGGAUUCUCUGGUCUGGAAGGUCAUGGUCGAUGGAGCUGGGCCCUUUGCCCUCAAGAUGUUUUGGUUCCACCACUGGGAAUUUCUCGCCGAAAAUCAGCGAGGCCUCCCGGGACCACUCGCUAGUCCACAGGUCUAUGUCGACUACUUUGACCCCUUCAACAAUGAGUGCCGUGCCUAUGGCCGACUCAAGGAGGAGAAGCGGGAGGAUGUGGCCGUCCGGGCCCUCGGCUACCUGCUUCUCACGCCUCAGCAGGAGGCUGACUUGGCCCUGAUGGUGGAGGGUCGGUGUACCACCCCGCCGCCUUCCGCCGACGCGGCCACUCUAAAUGGCGACAAUUUCUGGCAUCGGCACGAGCAGCACCGCGGGAUACCCGUCCGGGCAAUCGUCAAGGAGCUCGUCCCCUGCAAAGAUCCCGAUCCCGCGCAGGCACCGCGCAUGUGGGAGGACCUGCAAGCCCUCCACUCGCUGGGUAUACUCGUGAACGAUACCCACGGCGGCAAUUACCUGGACGGGAAGCUCGUCAACUUUAGCCGCUCGCGUACUAUGUACCAUCCGGCGUUGGGCCAUAUCACCGCCCGUGAACUAAAAAGCCUAAUGUGGGACGAGCUAAAUGAUUUGCUGGACUAUUACUACGAGUUGGCGAACAGUGGUGCAGGGUCGAGCGUCAUUCCCCAAGACCUCGACGGUUUCUGCGCAGGGGACUAUGGCCAGUACAAAAAUCUCCCAACGACCUAUAAGUGGCUCAAGUGGGCGAAGGACCCCGAAGCGGAAAUAGCGUAUGUGGAGCAAACGGUGUUUGGGGACGUGGAUUACUGAUAUCCCGGCGUGCUGUGGACCUUUCUUUGUAAUACAAAAGGCACCUCGGGAGCUGCAAACACAUUGUGCGCAUUAUCGGUCACUGAGAAAGGGAUCGCACGGGUGGGC